CAGACCGUGAGCACCCCAUUAGACCAACUGCUGCAGCUGCUUGGGCAUGGCGUUAACGAGUAGUCGUUUCUCGGACCUGGAACCAUCACUCUCUGCUCCUGUUUUGGAAGCCUUAACCAAUUCGGGCUUCGAGUACUGUACUCCUGUUCAGGCCGCCACUAUACCUUUACUGUGCAGCUACAAAGAUGUGACUGUCGACGCCGCCACUGGGUCUGGUAAAACCCUAGCAUUCGUCUUGCCCCUCGUUGAGAUCCUUCGUCGCUCUUCUAAUCCUAAACCUCACAAGGUAAUGGGUAUAAUUAUAUCACCCACCAGGGAGUUGUCGUCACAAAUAUUUCAUGUUGCUCAACCAUUCAUUUCGACAUUAGCAAAUGUUAGGCCUAUGCUUCUUGUUGGGGGACUAGAAGUAAAGGCAGAUAUCAGAAAGAUAGAGGAGGAAGGAGCAAAUUUGUUGAUUGGGACACCUGGAAGGCUAUAUGACAUAAUGGAGCGCAUGGAUAUACUGGACUUUCGGGAUCUUGAGAUCCUGAUAUUAGAUGAGGCUGAUAGGCUAUUAGGCAUGGGAUUUGAGAAGCAGCUAAAUUCAAUUAUUACUCGUUUACCUAAGCUUCGUAGAACGGGUCUUUUCUCUGCUACUCAAACUGAGGCAGUUGAAGAACUAUCAAAGGCAGGAUUGAGAAAUCCUGUCAGGGUUGAAGUUCGGGCAGAAGCAAAACAGCUGAGUGGUUCUGCAUCGUCUGGGAAUUCGACCUCAUCUAAAACCCCUUCCGGCCUUCAUAUUGAGUAUCUUGUAUGUGAAGCCGACAAGAAAUCAUCACAGCUUGUACACCUCCUAACGAAGAACAAGUCAAAAAAAACUAUAGUCUAUUUCAUGACUUGUGCUUGUGUUGAUUAUUGGGGAACUGUUCUUCCACGUCUCUCUUGUCUGAAAAGUUUUUCAUUGAUCUCUCUUCAUGGAAAGAUGAAGCAGAGUGCAAGGGAAAAAGCACUAGCAUCAUUUACAUCUCUUUCGAGGGGUAUCCUUUUAUGCACAGAUGUAGCAGCACGUGGACUUGAUAUUGCAGGUGUUGAUUAUAUAAUACAGUACGACCCUCCUCAGGAUGAUAAAAUGUUUAUACAUAGAGUAGGCCGAACAGCUAGGCUGGGCCGACAAGGAAGUGCAGUUAUUUUUCUAUUACCAAAGGAGGAAGCCUAUGUGGAGUUCUUGCGUAUAAAAAACGUUUUCUUAGAAGAGGGGGAAUGUGCCUCUGAGGCUCCUGCUAUUAUCGAUGAAAUACGGUCAGCAGCAAAGAAAGAUCGUGAUGUAUUGGAGAAAGGACUCAGAGCCUUUGUGUCAUACAUCCGUGCAUAUAAAGAGCAUAACUGCUCUUACAUUUUGAGGUGGAAGGAGCUUGAGAUUGGGAAGUUGGGCAUGGGAUAUGGUCUUUUGCAGCUUCCUGCAGUGCCUGAUGUGAAGCAUCAUUCUCUUUCUCUGAAGGGAUUUACUCCAGUUGAAGAUAUCAACCUGGAGGAGAUCAAGUAUAAGGACAAGUCCAGGGAGAAGCAAAGAAAGAAGAAUUUGCAAGCGAAAAAAGCUGCAAUGGCACAACAACAAGAACAGAAGAGACAGAGACCUAAAAAAGAAGCAAAUUCUACAGCAACUGCCAUGAGAAAGAAAACUGCCAAACAGAGACGUGCUACGCAGUUCGUUGAAGAUGAAGAUGAGAUUACAAGGGAGUACCGCCUAUUGAAAAAGCUAAAAAAGGGAGCUAUCAAUGAGAACGAGUUUGCAAAAUUGACUGGGACUGAAGACUUGCUUCCUGACACAUGAUUACAUCGAGGCGCAAAUUCUGUCAGUGAAAUACAUUCAUAUGUGGUGGUUGGAGAUGUUAUAUCAGUUAUCUAGCUAAGAAAGAUAAGUAUGUCGGGAUCGCCCAGAAGCCGAAGUUGAUCAAGCAAUUUUUGGAUAACAAGCAAAAUCAUUCAUCAGUUACCUAUGAUGCUACCUUGCAUUGGAUUGCAGAUCCAUGGAUAGAGUGACCAAAUUUUGUUCUAUCUGACCUUUUCUUGUGAUUUUAUU
Molecule: messenger RNA, 2059 nt
Organism: Lycium ferocissimum
Lineage: Eukaryota; Viridiplantae; Streptophyta; Magnoliopsida; Solanales; Solanaceae
Product: DEAD-box ATP-dependent RNA helicase 18
Exons: 11
Coding region: 47-1810 (587 amino acids)
Cellular component (GO): nucleolus
Molecular function (GO): RNA helicase activity; nucleic acid binding; ATP binding
Source: RefSeq, a predicted model, not a curated record